Molecule: messenger RNA, 1812 nt
Organism: Alternaria atra
Lineage: Eukaryota; Fungi; Ascomycota; Dothideomycetes; Pleosporales; Pleosporaceae
Exons: 3
Coding region: 1-1812 (603 amino acids)
Molecular function (GO): carboxy-lyase activity; thiamine pyrophosphate binding; magnesium ion binding
Source: RefSeq, a predicted model, not a curated record
AUGGCAGGCGAUAGCAAGAUCACCCUCGGGCGUUACAUGUGGGAACGCAUUCACCAAAUUGGCGUCGACACGAUCUUCGGAGUACCAGGGGACUUCAAUCUCCAGUUUCUCGACUCCAUUUACCUCACUCCAGGCCUAUCUUUCGUCACCAACCAAAAUGAGCUGAAUGCGGCUUACGCCGCCGAUGGGUACGCUCGCAUCAAGAAUACGCCUGGAUGUCUCGUGACCACGCACGGUGUCGGGGAAUUAUCAGCCCUGAACGGUAUAGCAGGUAGCAUGAGUGAACAUGUCAAAGUCAUCCAUGUCGUUGGACAGACUACACGGGCGAUGCAAAAGGGCAAUAUGAUGAUCCAUCAUAGCAUUGGGAAUAAGCCGGACCAUCAGAUGUACAACAAGGCUAGCGAGGGGCUGAGGUUUGCAGCUGCAGAACUCUGGGAUGUUGCGGAUGCGCCGAAAGAGAUUGAUAGGGUGCUGAGAGAGUGUGUUAUCAAGAGUGGGCCGGUGUACAUCUUUCUACCGCUGGACUUGAGUGCCGAGAUGGUGGAUGCUGGGUUGUUGAACACACCGAUUGAUCUUGAGCCACAUAUCGAUGAGAAGGCACGGGAUGAAGCGAUUAAAGCUAUCACAACUGCGAUUGCGGAAGCCAAACAGCCCAACGUACUAGUAGAUGCCCUCGUCCAGCGCUUCAAUGCUUCUCAAGAGGCUGCGCAGCUAGUCCGCAAACUCAAUGUUCCUUUCUACUCGGCGGUGAUGGGCAAGGGCAUUGUCGAUGAGACUGAGGAGAACUUUGUUGGAGUAUGGAACGGCGAAAUUUGCACUCCAGGUGUCAAGGAAGCCGCAAAACAAGCAGACUUGGUGGUUACCCUAGGGUACAUACCUUGUGAUACAAACUCGGCUGGUUUCUCGAGGCAGUUGGAGGAGAGCAACACGAUCCAUAUCAAUCCGCAUGAUGUUGUUGUCAAAGGGAAAUCCUACCCCAACACGCCCAUAAAGUCCCUGCUUGCAGCUCUAACCGCCGCUCUACCAUCAACACCGCAGCACAGCGUCCCCAAAAUCCAGCUCCCACCACCCCGCACCCCACUCGACGCAAAAUCAGCCCAUCUGACCCAAUCCCAACUCUGGCCCGCCAUUCAAUCUUUCAUCCGCCCCGGUGACGCCAUAGUCAGUGAAACAGGAACUUCAAAUUGGGGUAUCUGCGACAUGACCUUCCCAGCAGACAUCAGGCUAGUCACACAGAUUUACUUCGGCAGUAUCGGCUUCGCUACCGCUGCUACAUUGGGUGCAGAUAUUGCACGGAGAGAAGUAGAAAACAAAACUAAGAGUCAAGGUGGAGAAGGAGAAGGAAGGACUAUUUUGAUGACAGGCGAUGGAAGUAUGGCUUUGACAAUCCAGGAAAUCGGUACUAUGAUCAAGGCAAAGUGUAAGACUAUUGUGUUUGUCAUCAACAAUGAUGGAUAUACGGUUGAGAGGUUGAUUUGGGGAGCUCAACAACCAUACAACGAUAUUGUCCCCCACAACUACUCCCACCUCCUCCCCCUAUAUCAUCACCCCGACCCGCAAUCCUCCUUCCACCGUGCAACAACAGCAGCGGAACUCUCAGCUAUACUAUCCAAGCCGGAACUUAAGCAGCCGCAGAAGCUGCAACUGGUGGAAUUGGUGCUUGACAAGAUGGAUACGAGUUGGAAGCUGAGUACGGCGCUGGCGUGGAGGAGCGAGGAGCAUAAGGAGUAUCUGACUAGAGAGGGCUUUGUGGAUACGUAUGGAGGGUGGGGAUUAGACGGAAAGGCCGGAGGCACUGUAAAGUGGAGUUGA